UGUCCUCCCUCUGGGAGAAUGAGCCUGCCACUUCUUCCCCAGCGGUUGGUCGGGCUGUUCUGGCCCGCAGCACUGUCGGGGACGACUUAUCGGCAAGAAGACAGGGUAGGCAGACCUGGGUACCAGGGUCAGUGGUGCUGCAGUCACUGGGGAGGCACGCGCCCUGGAUGCAGCUGAAGUCUCCAGUGAAUAUUGAAUUGCUGAGAAAUUUGGGGAAAGACCAGCUGAAGUUCCCAUUCCAUGGAUCCCUUGGGUGCCCCUUCCCAGUUUGUGGAUGUGGAUACGCUACCCAGCUGGGGCGACUCAUGUCAAGAUGAAUUAAAUACUUCUGAUACUGCAGCUGAAACAUUGCAAGAAAAUACUGUUAGAUCACCUUUUCUUUACAACAAGGAUAUCAGCGGGAAAGUGAUUCUUUGGAAAGGAGACGUGGCAUUACUGAACUGUACAGCCAUUGUGAAUACCAGCAAUGAAAGUCUUACAGAUAAGAACCCUGUGUCAGAGAGUAUCUUCAUGCUCGCAGGACCCGAUUUGAAGGAGGACCUCCAGAAACUUAAGGGUUGCCGGACAGGUGAAGCAAAAUUGACGAAAGGAUUUAAUCUAGCUGCCCGGUUCAUCAUUCACACAGUGGGACCUAAGUACAAGAGCCGCUAUCGCACCGCUGCUGAGAGCUCCCUGUACAGCUGCUACAGAAACGUGCUACAGCUGGCAAAAGAGCAGUCAAUGUCAUCUGUGGGAUUCUGUGUCAUCAAUUCUGCAAAACGAGGUUAUCCUUUAGAGGAUGCAACACACAUAGCACUUCGCACUGUAAGGAGAUUCCUGGAGAUUCAUGGGGAGACCAUUGAAAAAGUAGUAUUUGCUGUCUCUGAACUUGAAGAGGCUACUUACCAAAAGCUGCUACCUCUGUACUUCCCAAGGUCAUUAAAGGAGGAAUGUCGAUCAUUGCCAUACCUACCUGCAGAUAUUGGAAAUGCAGAAGGGGAGCCUGUGGUACCUGAACGACAGAUUAGAAUAAGUGAAAAACCUGGUGCCCCGGAGGACAACCAAGAAGAGGAGGCUGAAGGCUUGGGAGUAGAUCUCUCUUUCAUCGGCUCUCAUGCUUUUGCUCGAAUGGAAGGAGAUAUUGAUAAGCAGAGAAGACUGAUCCUUCAGGGCCAGUUAUCAGAGGCAGCCCUGCAGAAGCAGCAUCAGAGAAAUUAUAAUCGCUGGUUGUGUCAAGCAAGAUCUGAGGAUCUAUCUGAUAUUGCUUCUCUAAAAGCCUUAUACCAGACAGGUGUUGAUAACUGUGGGCGCACAGUGAUGGUGGUAGUUGGAAGAAACAUUCCUGUCACAUUAAUAGAUAUGGACAAGGCUCUCUUAUAUUUCAUCCAUGUAAUGGAUCACAUUGCUGUGAAGGAAUAUGUAUUAGUAUAUUUUCACACACUGACCAGUGAAUACAAUCACCUGGACUCUGACUUCCUGAAGAAACUCUACGAUGUUGUUGAUGUCAAAUACAAGAGGAAUUUGAAGGCUGUUUAUUUUGUUCAUCCAACAUUUCGUUCAAAGGUAUCAACAUGGUUUUUUACCACCUUUUCUGUCUCAGGACUGAAGGACAAAAUCCACCAUGUGGACAGCCUCCACCAGCUAUUUUCUGCCAUAUCACCAGAACAGAUUGAUUUUCCACCUUUUGUCCUUGAAUAUGAUGCCAGGGAAAAUGGGCCUUACUAUACAUCUUAUCCCCCAUCACCAGAUUUGUGACCUGCCAUCUUUUAGCGCUACUGGUUUCCAGGGACGUCACUUUCUCCACGAAUUGCUACCUAUUGAAGUGAUAUUCAUUUUUGCUCUUCAGAUCCAGAGAGCCUUUUGUCCCCACCUCUCUGGUAUUUUUUUAUUGACUGUAUAUUUUCUGGCACAUAAGCAAUCUGAAAAUGGUAGGCCAUUCCGAACUGCACACUUAUUUUAAAUUUGUAUAUUUGUAUCAAAUGAAAAUGUUCAUUUUUAGAGGGUUGUUAAUAGAAAUCGGGGAGCAACUUUUGAGUAUCUUCAGUUUCCUGAGAGGACACUAGAUUCUCCGUUAGACCAGCCACCAAUGUUGUCCAUGCCAUCUCUCUAACAUUGCACGCUUCCUUUGUGUACUUCACUGUUUCUCAAAAUAUAUAGAACCAGUGUGUGCUGACCAUAGAUGCAUUGUUUGCUUCAGAUCCUGGCACUACAUUUUAUGCAGAUAAUUUGGUUAUGAUAAAAGAGAAUUGUCUGGGAUCAAGGAUGUGGAAAUGUAUUUGAUCAAAAUGCCAAAAUCGUUAGCAAAAUAUAGGUCUUAGAAUCUUACUGCACUAGUUAAGACAAAGAUUUAAGGACUAAAGUUCCUUGGAUUUAUGAUUUGUUAAGAUUGCCACUGUUCUGGUCUCAGUAGUGGAGGACAAUAAGACCAUAUCUUCCGCAUUUUUCCUAUAAUCAUGGGUGAUUUGGUUGCCUUAUUUUAGAGGACUUCACUUAUUAGUACUCUUAAGUGAAAGGUAUCUCUUAGACUCGAUCAGUGACCCUUUCAAGAGCGUGGUCUUCCCAGAGGUGUGAUUUUGUUUGGCUCUUAAAGCUACUCCCUCUAAGGACAUUUCCUCGCAGUGUCUCUUGAGUUGCCUACAUCAAUAUGGAGGAAGUUUGUUGCAGCAAAUGAAAUUCCAGAUCACAUUUGCCACUCAGACUCUAUUUGUGCCUUAGCUUGUUUAUGAAUAAGAACCAGAAUUACGAUUCCUACCUCACAGAGGUAUCCUAAGAGCAUUUAGAAAGGGCUUUUGAUGCCUUUGGGUGCAAAAUGCUAGCGGAGCUUAUCUAGGGUGUUGUUUCGGUCAGUCUUUAAAUGAUAAUAAAUAGACUUGAGGGUACUACCAGGCACUCCUCUUGUCCUUGGCACCUUCUGAGUCAUUUUUCUUUUCGUGGGACAAGAGCUGCUAGUGAAAAAUCCCAACCGUGAGGACCUCCUUCCUACUUUGUCCAGAAUUUCUUCUGGCCUGCUCCUCCCCCAAUGCCACACUUUAACAAGAGGCAUCUGUUAGCCAUUUUAAACAUUUCUUCUUGAAUUAAGGUCAAACCACUGUCAUUUCCGUCUGGUUGUCUUCAUAUUCCUUUUGAUUCCUAUGCCAUGCCCCUCCCUCAGUCCAUCCUGUACAUUGGUGGUUCAGGGAAGAAAAAGUAGAACCCUUCUGUUCCAGUGUGUUCAGGAUCAGUGCUUCCAAAGGUCCCAUACAUCUGUGCCCAAGUUAAUCGUUCAGUGGCGAUAAAGGAAACCUCCUCCUUUUAUGACAGAGAAAUUCCCCUAUAGUUGUAUUAGCCCCAUUCAAGCAACAGGGGGCUUUACAUUUCUUCGAUAAACCCUCUUCUCUUUUGUAUGUACUGGACACAUUUGCUUUGCAUCAUAUAUCAAAGCCACUUAGCUCCUUAUAUGUGCUUAUUUGGUAAGAGUUUCCUGUUAUGUUCCCUAGGUCAUCAGAUCCAGACAGCCAGUCAGUUGGCUGGUAUUAGGCUUCCUCCUUCCUCUCUGAUAGCACUGCUUUAAAUCCCUUAAGCUUUGAGCUUUAAAAAUCUGAAAAAUUAUCUUCAUCUUCUCCAGGCUAUUAUUAGAUCAGAGUUGGGGUCACUGGGAGCGGUCAUUAAAAAUAUACCACCUUUUCUUUUUUGAAAGUGGACUGGGCUACCUCCAGUUGGCAUCUGGCCUGAAUCAUUUCCUCUGUAGAUAAUAGAGGCUGCAAACUACUUUGCCGUUCAAAAGGAACUAAAAUUAUUGGAAAGAAUAAUUUGGAAAGAAUGUCCCUCUGCUAUAUUCAUAUGAGUAUAUUAAUGUCUAGUAACACAAGCAAGAUUCUACAUAUAGUGAAAUUCUGGUUCAAUUGAUAUCCUAGGGUAUAAAGGUAAUAUGAAAGUAUAUACAUGUCAGCCCCAUUUCACAAUUUAAUGGUGUCCAAAGAUAAGGGCUGUACUUUUCAGUGAAACUAAAUUUGGUAUGGGACCAAGCUCAUGCUUUUAUAGCUGCCUAGAGUGUUAUAUAAUGAAGUUGUUUCAGCGCAUAAAGUCCUACGAGGGGAACAUAGUGACCUUACGGUGAAAUGAUCAUGUAAAGUUCAGUAUGUAUCUGCCUUUGUCAACAGGUUGCGUUGUCUGGAUAACAUGCCAUUUUCCAGGGACACAUUAGAGGAUAAAAGGGUGACUGGGUGGAGAUGAGCACUAGCAUCUGAUGUUAAUUCAAAGCCCCACCAAGUCUUUGAUUUAAUCCAACUUCAGUCAUGCCAGAUGCUAGUCGAAUUGAGGAAGAAACAACUUCUAAAAUUUUAAUUUAAUUCAUUAAUUCAUCCAAGGCGUAAUAGGAUUUUUUAAACAAGUACAUUUCUUCAGCAUAUAUUUGGGUUCUUCUUAACUCCUCUAUAUCCAAGUUUCUUGCUAGCGAAAAUAACGUCUGGAAAAAAACUAUCUUUAUUAGACUCCUAAAGCUUAGAGAUCAAGUGGUUUCAAGAUUUUCUUUUCUUUAAUAUACAUCUUAUUUCACUGG
Lynx canadensis (Canada lynx) is the source of this 4516-nucleotide messenger RNA. It is a transcript of the gene GDAP2, whose product is annotated as ganglioside induced differentiation associated protein 2. The transcript is spliced from 14 exons. The coding region runs from base 241 to 1734 and encodes 497 amino acids. The record is from RefSeq and is a predicted model, not a curated record. NCBI's taxonomy places the organism in Eukaryota, Metazoa, Chordata, Mammalia, Carnivora, Felidae.